CAAUCCGACGGAGGGAGGCGGGACGCCAGGCGCAGGGUGCGGUUGCCAUGGCGACGGGCCGUCCGGGCCCGGUGUCCCCCCAUGGCGGGCCGAGGCUUGGGUCUGGCCCGUCCCCGGCUGAGGCACCGCCGUCCCCGGGGGCAUCCCUCACACGGCCACCAGCCCCCCCGGAGAUCGGUGACGAGAAAUUCUUCCAUUCCUGCUGGUCAACGGAUAAAAAUACCAGAGACACGCGAACCAAUGGGCCCUGCCUGGGUUUCACUAUUACAGUCCAUCAGUUUGCUGAGUUUCUCUUCCCUGACUGUAACAACACGAGUCUCCUGUCAGCAAGGUUAGGCAAACAGCUGCUGAUAAAACGACUUCCAGGUUGCUCUUUCCAAGGCCGCUGAACACAGGGCCCAGACGAGUGCCCUGUGUGUGUGUGAACCUCCUGGCAGUGACACCUGCCCGAUGACAGCACGGGGCCUUGGUGCCAUGGUACAGGCCGGGUUAAUGACUUUGUUUAUACUGUUUGGGUAAUCGCGAUAAGGCUGCCCAACCCGCUGUCCCCCUCCCUGCACCGCUGGCGCUUCAUUGAGAAAACGGCCGUUGACGCCACACGGAGAACUCAUUUACCCCAGCCAAUCAGCCCAGGGACGGCUGGCUGUUGGUUUUUUUUAAUGAGGACCGCUUAAUCACAGAGCGGUCAAGGCUGUGGAGGGGUGUUUCAUUGGUGGCCCAGCCUUAUAAGAGCUGGUUUGAGCAGCUGUGGGCUGGCAGAGCUGGGAGGACAGGGAGAAUCCAGCCUGCAACAGAGGGUUUGGGAGGGAUUUUACAUCUCUCUACUGUAGCAAGAGCUGAAUUUUGCCGAGGAUCUGGCUGCCCAGCUCAGCUAUGACCACCAGCAGCAUGGACGUGGACUGUGAGAGGUGCCAGUGCCACAGUGAAGACAAACACACCGCCAUCCUCUACACCCUCCUCAGCCAGAACCGCAAGCACAGCCGGGGCGGCUGGAGCCCAGCCCACCAGCGCUGCCUCUGCCACCAGCGCCGCACUGUCUGCCUCCGCACACCCCACGUCACCUGCCAGGCGGCCUCCAACGUGCUGGUAAAAACCAUCAGCUUCAUGAAAAACCUCCCUGCCUUCUACCUGCUGCCACGAGAAGAUCAACUCCUGCUGCUGGACAGCUGCUGGGUUCCCCUCUUCCUCCUGGGGCUGGUCCAGGAGAUGGUGACCUUCGAGGUGAUGGAGACCCCAGCCCCCAGCAUGCUCAAGAAGAUCCUCCUCGAUGGCCAAAGCAAACAGCAGGAGCCUGAGCGGACGCAGCCCACGCUGGCUGCCGUGCAGCGGCUGCAGUGCUGCCUGAACACCUUUUGGAAGCUGGACCUGAGCCCCAAGGAAUACGCCUACCUGAAGGGAGCCAUUCUUUUCAAUCCCGAUAUCCCCGGGCUGAGGGCCUCCGUGUACAUUGAGAGCCUCCAGCAGGAAGCCCAGAGAGCGCUUCAUGAGGUCCUGCAGCCCCUGCACCCUGAGGACCACGGCCGCUUUGCCCGCAUUUUACUGAUCUCCUCCACCCUAAAAUCAAUCCCUCCCACCCUCAUCACGGAUCUCUUCUUCCGACCCGUCAUCGGCAACGCGGACAUCGUUGACCUCAUUGUGGAAAUGCUGUACGAAAUAACGGACAGGCAGCUGGCUCCGGCGACACGCAUGGCGUGCUGAGCAGCCACGCUCGGCCUCCGGCCCCGUGGAUGCUACCCACACUUUGCCGGGCAGCAAAGCCAACCUGGGAGCAGGGAUUUAGGCAGACAGACGCUCGGGACUCUGCGGGGAACUGCACGUCUCGGUAGGGCUGAGGCUGGAGGAUUCAGCCAGGAGAAACAGCUCCGGUUUGGCAGAUGUUUACAGCAGCUCCUGCUCCGCUCAGCCGCCUGCGAACAAGCCCCAGAGGAGGUUGGGUUAGAGACUGGUCCCGAUUUUUACUCGAUGAAUCCUUGGUGCCAUUUAAAUCAAGGCGCAUUUUGCUGUUAACUCCAAGAGAUGAGGUUUGUCCUCAACUAACAGCUUGAUUCUGUGGUGUUUAGGCAUGCUGAGUAACAUGUCAUCAGUGGGAUCACUAACUGAAUGCAAACAUUACGGAAUUAGCUCUGGGUGCAGUCUCAGUCUGUCUAUUGUGCUUGAAAUCUUAGAAAUACUGACGAAUAUUCCUCAGGCACCAAGAGGGAAAAAGCCAGAGUAUUAAAGCUUACAGGGUGUGCAGAUUCACCCCUCCUACCUUUUCCUAGAUUGCAUCUUUUCUCCACAACGCCGUGAAAUACAACAGAACUGCUCGCAGAGCAAUGGGUUACCUAAGAGCCCCUAAACCUAUUGCGUAUCAUCUUGGGCUGGGGCCUCACCUCGUUCCUGCGACAAUAAGUGAACCCCGAGCUGUGAACACUGCGGAGACGAGCCUUUUAGUGACAGAACCAAAACAUCCCUCCCUCGAGUUACAGCUGGGAGCACGCGUAGCCUGGAGAGCUUGCUCCUCCUGCCUGCAGCUUCUGCAACGAGUUAAAUGUCAGUAUUUUAUAAGUGAAUGUUCUUGCAGUUUGUAUAUAAGA
Chroicocephalus ridibundus (black-headed gull) is the source of this 2576-nucleotide messenger RNA. RefSeq names its product nuclear receptor subfamily 0 group B member 2 (gene NR0B2). Lineage: Eukaryota; Metazoa; Chordata; Aves; Charadriiformes; Laridae. The record is from RefSeq and is a predicted model, not a curated record. Gene Ontology annotation, cellular component: cytoplasm; nucleus. Gene Ontology annotation, molecular function: transcription corepressor activity; transcription factor binding. Gene Ontology annotation, biological process: negative regulation of transcription by RNA polymerase II; circadian rhythm. The transcript is spliced from 3 exons. Bases 874 to 1698 code for a protein of 274 amino acids.